AUGGCCUGGGGCCGCCGAGAGCCCUCGACCGAGGGCCCGCCGCCGAAGCUCGCCGAGAGCCCGGGGCAAGCCCUUCCGCUGCGGGGCCUGGUGGCGCAGUGGCGCGAGGCGGGCGCGCCCGGGGGCGAGGAGGAGCCCGCGCUCGCGGCCGCCGGCCCGGAGCCCACGGCCGAGGGCGGUGCGGGCCCCGCGCCCGCGGCCGCCGCCGGGCGAGGCCCCGUGCCCCGCAUUGGCUCGACGUCCUCCGCGGGCUCGCCUCCCGGCCGCUCGCUCAAGGCAGCAGGCCCGCCCUCCCAGGAGAGCCCGGACGACGCGGAGCGCAACGAGCAGCUGGUGCAGGCCUUCGCCAGGUCCGAGGCGGAGGACGGACGACGCGCUGAACCUGGAGCUCCGCGCGACGCGCGGCGGCCUGCAGACCUGCAAGGAAGGAGGGCCAUCCAGCAGGCCGAGGCAAGGGCCGUGGCCGACGACGAGGCGAAAGCCGAGGCAAAGAGGGUGCAUGAGGCGCGCCGCGCCAAGGCCGAGGAGGAGCUGCGGAGGCAGGAGGCCCUGCUCCGCGGGGAGGACCCCGACCCGGACGCCGUGUCCGUGCCGACCGCCCGGCCUGACGGAUCGCCGUUGCCCCCGCUGCCGCCCGCUGCCGCAGGCCGGGUGGCCUCCGCCGAGGGCGCGGGCAGGCGGCUGGCGCGCAGCGGGCCAGCGACGGAGGGCUGCCGCCGCUGCAGGACCCCCCGCGCCCUGGGUCCAACGGCCCCGCGCGCGGCUACCCGCCUUAGGCGCCCGCCGCCGCGGCCUCAGCCCGCGCGGCGGGCCUCGUCGGGCGCGGCGCGCCGCCGCGGCCGCUGUGCGGCCGCUGCCGACCGCCUGGCGCCGCGGCUCCCAGGGCUGUGCUCCGUCUCUGCCUGUCUUUGUGUCUCUCCCAGUUGUGUCACGCUCUGGGGCCUGUCGUUCCCCUUGGCCUCCGCGUGGGCCUCGCUCUGGAGCCCUUCCCUCUGGAGCAUGGGUCCUCUCUCUCCCCCUCUCUCGCUCUUCGUCUCUCUCUCUCUCUCGCCCUCUCGCUCUCUCAGUCUCGACCCCCGCUCGCGCUCCCACCUUGACUUGCGUAUUGCCCUGCUGUAGGCAGGACCGUGCGGAGAAAGGGUUUCCUGCAGCGCGUUCUCGCGCUCCUUCCCGCUCUUGCUGAGCUCGCCUCCUGCUUGUUCCUCCCUCCGCUCUCCUCUCGGUGCCUCCCUCCCCCCUCCUGUUGCGCAAGUCGUGCGCAGCCCGCUCGCUGCGACUCUUGGACGGCGUCCCGCGUCUCCCGGUGCGCUUGCGAUCCAAAAAGGCAUCCGCGGGCUCGCGCCCCGGCAUCCGGACCGCGAGGGCGCGGACGUGAAUGUGCUCGCCGCCGUUCGUGUGAGUUAUACCGCAGGCUCGGCCCCGGCAGCCGGUCGGGGGAGCUGUGCACCAAGGUCGGCACCUGGUAGGGGCCUCCGAGCUUCACCGAGCGCGUUCCAC
Prorocentrum cordatum is the source of this 1497-nucleotide messenger RNA. Lineage: Eukaryota; Dinophyceae; Prorocentrales; Prorocentraceae. The record is from the annotation of a GenBank genome assembly.